This is a messenger RNA of Phalaenopsis equestris, 1759 nucleotides long. RefSeq names its product fructose-bisphosphate aldolase-lysine N-methyltransferase, chloroplastic. The record is from RefSeq and is a predicted model, not a curated record. Lineage: Eukaryota; Viridiplantae; Streptophyta; Magnoliopsida; Asparagales; Orchidaceae. Bases 1 to 1698 code for a protein of 565 amino acids. Gene Ontology annotation, molecular function: protein-lysine N-methyltransferase activity; protein binding. The transcript has 15 exons. Gene Ontology annotation, biological process: peptidyl-lysine monomethylation.
AUGACAACCAGACACAAUGUUCGUGAUAAUGGAGCAUCCUGCUCCAACACCCAUCGUUCAAGGGAGCAAUCACGAAGCCAAGGGUUGCAUGCUUCUUCAUCUUCCUGCCCUGGAAGACGCUAUCCUGCCAAUGAAGAUAUUUCGGGUCCUUCAAUAGAAGAUCGAAUGCGUAGAAUGGAGGAGUCUCAAUUAGAGAUUCUACAGCUCCUACGCGGGGCUCAACAGCCGCUGCCCACACCACUGGAUGAAACUCGCUUACCACUGCCCACACCAUUAACUACGCGGCGUACAGGAAACAUAUCGUUCGGAGGAACUCGUACCGCCCCGCCUCCUCAAGAAGGAACACAUCCCAUGUUAGGUCGUGAUGUUGAACUCCUAGAUACCGCGAGUUCCACUCAUCCAUCUCGUGCAGCUCGUCCGACAUCGCCACAUCUUCCUGUCAUUUCAGAUGAUGUCAUUCGUAAUGAACUACGACGCCUCGUCCGAGAAGAGUCAUUAUUUGCCUCAGAACCUAUAGAAGAUGGAGACUGUAUAUUAAAGAUUCCAUAUACUGUGCACCUCACACCUGAUAAAAUUAUCCCCGAAGUCGAGUCUCUCAUUGUUGAUGAUGUUGGAACAAUAUCUCGUCUUGCUGUGGUUCUUUUAGCUGAACAGAAACUAGGGAAGAAUUCUGAUUGGUUUCCUUACCUCAAUAGUCUCCCUCAUGCUGCUAAUAUGCAUAACACGAUUUUUUGGGCUCCAGAGGAGUUGGAUAUGAUUCGGCAAACCUCAACAUAUCAUGAAACUGUCAACUUGAAAACUUUCUUAGCAAGAGAAUUUUCAGCUCUAAAGCCUGUUUUAGAACAUUUUCCUUCAGUAUUUGGAAACGUCAGAUUGAAUGAUUUCAUGCUUGCAUAUACCUUGGUUAUUUCUCGAGCAUGGGGAACCUCUAGUGGCGUUUCCUUGGUUCCAUUUGCAGAUUUUCUUAAUCAUGAUGGGGCUUCAGAGGCAGUUUUGCUUAGUGAUGAUGAUAAGGAGAUUUCAGAGGUGAUUGCGGAUCGAAAUUAUUCUGUUGGCGAAGAGGUUCUGAUAAGAUACGGGAAGUUCUCAAAUUCUGUGCUCAUGUUGGACUACGGAUUUACCCUUCCACAUAAUAUUAAUGACCAGGUCCAAAUCUUCAUGGAGGUCCCAUUAUAUGACCCUCUACACAAAAUGAAGACGGAGCUUCUUCAUAAGCAUCCUCAGCUACCAACUGGAAAAGAUAAUUUUUUCAGCUCUUCUGGGCGCACUUUUAAAAUCAUGGAAGUGAAAACUUCAGGUAGAAUAGGAAAAGGCAUUCCACAAGCACUUCGUGCUUUUGCGAGGAUCUUAACAGUCUCGGCAUCUGAAGAAUUAACUGUAUUGGCCGCUGAGGCAUCUCAAACUGAUGGAAGAUUAGCUCGAAGCCCUUUAAAGGACAUGGGUAAUGAGAUCCAAGCUCACUGUAUCUUGCUUUCAGAAUUCAAUCGCAUGAUAAAUUGUCGCGUCGAGGCACUCAAGGGGCUUGAAUCACCAAAUGUCCCGUAUUGCGGAACCCAACUCUCUGUUAGAAAACAAAUGGCAAUUGAUUUGCUUGGAGGUGAGAUCAGAGUAUUAAAAUCCGCCGCUGCCUGGAUUGCAGACUACUGUGAAAGUAUAUCCACUCGAGCUCAUCAGGUCUCCUCUUCUGCGAUUAGGUGAAGGCAGUUGGGCAAGGGGCAAGUAGCAGGGGGCGGCGGAGGAGGCCGGCGACUGGCAGGUG